Messenger RNA from Anoplopoma fimbria (sablefish), 906 nucleotides. It is a transcript of the gene c1qtnf1, whose product is annotated as C1q and TNF related 1. The transcript is spliced from 4 exons. The record is from RefSeq and is a predicted model, not a curated record. The coding region runs from base 88 to 897 and encodes 269 amino acids. Lineage: Eukaryota; Metazoa; Chordata; Actinopteri; Perciformes; Anoplopomatidae. Gene Ontology annotation, molecular function: protein binding.
CAGGACAUACGGAACAACACCCUAAGAACGACAGGGACGAAGGGGAAAGACCUUUCAGAGGAGGAAAACUGGACUAUAACAACAAAAAUGACCACAGCUUGUGUGAUGGCCCUGCUGCUCCUCUGGGCCUGUCCAGUGGACCCAUACCGGACCCCCUAUGAUGAGAGAAAAGAUCGAGAUCCCAGUCGGGACCAAAUGGACACGGAGAACCACCAUCAAGAUGCCAGGAGUAGGGAGAUGAGGGAGUGUCGAAGAUGCUGCGACCCAGGAGAGGAGACUCCACAUCAGUACCAGCACUACCCGCAGUACCAGAUAGUACCACAGAUCAACAUUACUCUGCUCAAAGGUGAGAAGGGUGGUAUUGGUGAACGAGGACCUCAUGGUAAAGUAGGCAGAGCUGGUCAGAUGGGUCCUGAAGGUCCCAGUGGCCUAAAGGGCAGCAAAGGCAGCCUGGGCCUCCCUGGUGAGCCCUGCAAGUCCUACUUUGCAGCCUUCUCUGUUGCCCGCAAGAAGGGUCUCCAUUCCAAUGACUACUACCAGACACUGGUAUUCGACACAGAGCUGGUCAACCUCUACGGCCACUUCAACAUGUUUACUGGUAAGUUCUACUGCUACGUGCCGGGCAUCUACUACUUCAGCCUGAACGUGCACACGUGGAACCAUAAGGAGACGUACCUGCACGUGAUGCACAAUGAGCAGGAGGUGGUGAUCCUCUACGCCCAGCCCAGUGACCGCUCCGUCAUGCAGAGCCAAAGCCUGAUGCUGCAGCUUGAGAGGGAUGACCAGGUCUGGGUGAGGCUCUUUAAAGGCGAGAGGGAGAACGCCAUCUUCAGUGACGAUUUUGACACUUACAUCACCUUUAACGGACACCUGAUUAAGCCCAAACAUGAGCUGUAGGUAGGAGUC